Ostertagia ostertagi is the source of this 1332-nucleotide messenger RNA. NCBI's taxonomy places the organism in Eukaryota, Metazoa, Nematoda, Chromadorea, Rhabditida, Trichostrongylidae. The record is from the annotation of a GenBank genome assembly.
AUGCCGGCCGAUACCUGUCCCUCAACGCAGUAUGGCUCAGCGAUGGGCUUUCUCUACAUCUUCAAUCUCAUUGUUGGCACAGGAGCAUUGGCAUUACCGAAAGCCUUUCAGAAUGCCGGCUAUAUUCUUAGCGUUGUACUCCUAUUUGUCUCGGGCUUUGUAAGUUACAUAGCAGCAACCUUCGUUAUUGAAUCGCUUUGCGUAGCAAACGCUGUAAAUGCUCGAAAGUGUAAGGAAGAAGAGAAGCAGUCUAGACAAUUUGAUGAUGUGGUUAUCACAGAAAGCGGUCCGUCGUCAUUCGAAAUCAAAGAAAAAGUCGAAUUUGGCAAAAUGGCGUCAAUGUUUAUGGGUCGCAUUGGAGUGAUAUUCUGUUAUCUAGCAUUAAGUAUCUACCUCUGGGGAGAUAUCGCCAUAUACACUGUGACGGUCCCCAAAUCUCUUAUGAAUGUCAUAUGUGCUCCUAUCAACACAUCUAUUGUAAGGCCAACGGAUCCAUGUCGAGAAAAUUGGCCGGAGUUUUUUCAACGUUUCACAGUUUAUCGACUUUGUAUAGUUGUCUUUAUAAUGGUAUGCACACCAAUGGUUAUCAUUGGUAUAACAAAAACAAAAUACUUACAGCUAACAACGUCAGUUUGCAGAUGGACUGCCUUCAUUCUAAUGAUAUGCUUGGCUAUUGUACAAAUUGCGAACAGCGGCCCUGCAGCUAGCCCUCCUGCUGCUGAUGUUCAUGGAUUUGGUUCACUGUUUGGUGUCGCAGUAUAUGCCUUCAUGUGCCAUCAUAGUAUUCCGGCCAUAAUUACCCCUAUGAGAGUAAAAACUGGUUUGUAUUUCAAGCUGUCUGGCGUAUACCUCCUUGUAUUAUCGUUUUACUUCACGCUUUCUAUAACUGGUUCAUUUGCGUUCCGCCACGUGCAGGAUGUGUAUACUUUGAAUUUUCUUCACGACAACAUGACUUCGGUGUUUUACUUCAUAUGUGAUCAUUUCCUUGCAUUGUUUCCUGUGUUUACAAUUACAACUAGUUAUCCAAUUUUGGCAACGACUUUAAUAAAUAACAUACGAGUUUUACGGGAUACGGUCAUCCCACCCGGUUCACGAGUAUCGUCAGAAGAAGAAUCAUUGUUAGAAGAUGAUGAUGAUGAUGAGCGUGAUUCUAGGCUGAGGAGGAGUAGCCGUACUGAUCAACGAUAUGACUUUAUCAUUCCCACGCUGGUCAUAGGAGUUCCAACGCUGAUAGCGCCAUGUUUACGGACAACGUGUUAUUACUGGCUACAAUCACGGGCUCUUAUCCAGGUGUCGCAGUGCAAUUUCUUAUUCCGUGCUGGUUGGUGGUAA